Messenger RNA from Oncorhynchus nerka (sockeye salmon), 792 nucleotides. RefSeq names its product proline-rich protein HaeIII subfamily 1-like. The coding region runs from base 1 to 792 and encodes 263 amino acids. Lineage: Eukaryota; Metazoa; Chordata; Actinopteri; Salmoniformes; Salmonidae. The record is from RefSeq and is a predicted model, not a curated record. The transcript is spliced from 2 exons.
AUGUGGAAGCCUCACAAACACACACCACUGGUGAACGGUGGAGAGCAGAAGCCUCACAAACACACACCACUGGUGAACGGUGGAGAGCAGAAACCUCACAAACACACACCACUGGUGAACGGUGGAGAGCAGAAACCUCACAAACACACACCACUGGUGGACGGUGGAGAGCAGAAGCCUCACAAACACACACCACUGGUGAACGGUGGAGAGCAGAAGCCUCACAAACACACACCACUGGUGGACGGUGGAGAGCAGAAGCCUCACAAACACACACCACUGGUGAACGGUGGAGAGCAGAAGCCUCACAAACACACACCACUGGUGGACGGUGGAGAGCAGAAGCCUCACAAACACACACCACUGGUGGACGGUGGAGAGCAGAAGCCUCAUAAACACACACCACUGGUGGACGGUGGAGAGCAGAAGCCUCACAAACACACACCAUUGGUGGACGGUGGAGAGCAGAAGCCUCAUAAACACACACCACUGGUGGAAGGUGGAGAGCAGAAGCCUCACAAACACACACCACUGGUGGACGGUGGAGAGCAGAAGCCUCACAAACACACACCACUGGUGGACGGUGGAGAGCAGAAGCCUCACAAACACACACCACUGGUGGACGGUGGAGAGCAGAAGCCUCACAAACACACACCACUGGUGAACGGUGGAGAGCAGAAGCCUCAUAAACACACACCACUGGUGGACGGUGGAGAGCAGAAGCCAUAUGGGAUGAUAUAUCAACAGACAUCAGACUGUGUCUCUCUCUUCCAAUUCACAAUGUUUCCAUGA